This is a messenger RNA of Filobasidium floriforme, 1570 nucleotides long. RefSeq names its product GRASP55/65 PDZ-like domain-containing protein. Gene Ontology annotation, molecular function: protein binding. The coding region runs from base 272 to 1114 and encodes 280 amino acids. NCBI's taxonomy places the organism in Eukaryota, Fungi, Basidiomycota, Tremellomycetes, Filobasidiales, Filobasidiaceae. The transcript has 6 exons. Gene Ontology annotation, biological process: Golgi organization. Gene Ontology annotation, cellular component: Golgi apparatus. The record is from RefSeq and is a predicted model, not a curated record.
UGACUGUGGUGCCAUCUAUGACCGUUUUAUGAAUCACUUGUUGUUUUUGUGAUGGAGGGGACCGCGUACGAAAUACCACACUUCCAAAUCCGAUGACAUUUACAAUAUCGCUCCCCUCCGGCCCCUCCACCCCCGAGACCCCCAACUUUCUCUACGCUCUGUUGAUACAACGUGUUCUACACUUCUAUCUUCUGUGCCUCCCCCGUCGACACCUGCAGGUACCAUUGGACCCGAACCACCCAGAGAUCGCUUUCGCAACGACUAUUCCAAUAUGGGACAAGGUGCUUCUUCGACUUCGGGAACCCCCUUCCCCUCGGUCGCUCUCCACGUCCUCCGGGUCGCCGAGCUCUCGCCAGCACAUCAAGCUGGAAUCCAGCCGUUCUUUGACUAUCUCAUAGGGGUGGAGAUUCUGAAAAGGAGACCCCUGACGGGGGAAAGCGGUGCAGUACGAAGUCAGGGUAUCGACGAGGAGAUCUACGAGGAAGCAAUCGGGUUGAGCUUGGACCCGGAAGAGUUGGCUAGGGUACUCGAGGAGAACGAGGAGAAGGAGAUUGGACUUAGGGUGUACAACGCCAAGUCUCAGAGAGUGCGAUACGUGACGUUGACGCCUUCGCGAUCAUGGGCAAACAAGCUACAACCUUCUCUACUGGGCCUGUCACUCCGCUUAUGUGAUCCAGCAGAAGGACUCGGCCAGGUGUGGCAUAUCCUGGACGUACUUGAAGGAAGUCCCGCCGAGGUGAGCGCAGGUCUGAUCCCUUAUGGAGAUUACGUUGUCGGAUGGACGGAAGGAGCGUUGCAUGCCGAGUCAGAUUUCUACGACCUGGUGGAACAUCAUAUCGACAAACCUCUGCGACUCUACGUGUAUUCAUCGGAUCUCGACAACUUGCGGGAAAUCGUCUUGGUACCCAAUCGGCAAUGGGGCGGGGGCGGGAUUCUCGGUUGUGGAGUUGGGUACGGACUACUACAUCGAAUUCCUAUUCCGACCAACCCGGACAUGAUACCACCCAAGCAGAAUCUCAUGCUCGGCUCAUCGACGUCAGGCGGGUUACGAAAGUCUGGGUCCAGCCACAGUAUAUCACAGAGGAACAACGGGACCAUCAAGGAGUCGGCAUGAGGACCCGUACAAUCGACGCAAAGAGCGGCCUGUGGUCUUGUAUAACGAACACCAUGAGGAAUUGGACAUACGACCUCGAAGUCGUAACAUCGAUUAAGUAAUGCUGGGCCGGAUUCUGAGGGACUUUGGGGCAUAUCAGGAUUCUUUCGGCCUGCGGUGUCGCUGGAAAUGAAGUUGAGCUGCGAUGUCGACGAGGGAGUGUCUCAAACGGAUGACGAUGCUCCAUACAUCGAGGACCACUUGAUCUGACUUCAUCGAUCGCCUCUGCUGCCACGGAGCUCGAACUCGACCCGUUAUGACUGCGGACGAGUCCUCAUUGCCAUUGAGCCUCUGCACAAGUCUUCUGCAAUGCUAUAGUAGUAUCGCUGUUGGGAUUGUCGUCGAUUAGCGAGCUUGGUGACGCAGCAGCGCAGCUCAUCGAUCCCGCUUUUGUUUACUUUGUCCCGGAGCCACGGC